AUGCUGGACCCAGAAUAUCUCCAUGUUGGGGCCCCAGACACCCAGCCGCCUGCCUUGGACAAGCAGAAGGAGCCGACAACGCCCAAGCGGAUGCUCAAGUCCCUCAAACGCGUCUACAACGCGUCUGUGACAUGCUUUGAAACACAUAUACGGCUCUCUUCUCAUCAAUCUGCAUUGCAAAGGAAACUGGCUCUCAAGUCCAUCUCAAAGGACGACAUACAAGACGUUAGAAAGAUUUCGGAAGACCUCAUCUUUAUUCUACAAUUGCCACAUGAUCGCAGUACAUAUAAUCUUGCAUUAAGGUUACUUUCAUCGAUUGCAACGGCAUCAGACCCUUUGGCAUUUGUGCUGCUAGAACGACACAUCUCGCCCAUCCUCCGUUACACUCUCGAGACAUCGCUCGAGCUUCCGCCCCAAAAAGCCACAGCUUUGCUUCUUGUGCUGGACCAUUUGGACAUACGGCACCGCAUUUCAAACGUGCGACGCAUACUCACCGACGCAUCGGCUGCCGAGUAUCCCGACAUGAACACCGUCACCGCCGUCGAACGAAGCUGUCGUGAACUCAUCAGCCUAUUCGACUCGGAGAUGUGGGUAAAGAUGAUGGUGCAAGAUCUAUUGGCGCUUGUAGCCAAGACGCCCUCCAUUUCCUGGCUUCUAUUGCAGCAAGACAUUUACCCUGCAGUGGUGAAAAUUGCCGGAAAUAGCGGGCUCAACUCCGCAAAGCUGUCCAGAAGGCUUGUUAGGCUGGUCGCAGAAAGCAGCACAACAAUACUUCGUCUCAAACAACGCGUGUACCCGCUUCUCGGCAAGAAGGCCCUUGAUGACGAAGAACUCGUCGCACAGGAUGCCUAUCGCUCUUUGAUACAUCUCGCACGCUCCGAAGAUCGGCAGGAAAGGCUGGCGGCAAUUGGCAUCCUCGAGCAUGUUGCCCAGUCUCGGUCAGCGGCAACGGCUAUUCUAAUCCGACCAGAAUACUAUGAAGCAGUGGAAAGGAUGUGGGCUCUCGGCUCCACGUCGCUACCGGUCGAUAAACUCUACCGAUUACUUAACGAGGCCAUUGUGGACAGCCUCGCAAAUGCGCGCGCCUUUAUCGCUACAUGCGGCUUGAAUGCACCACCCGAGGUCGGGCGAGCUUAUCCAAGCGCCUCUUCAGACGUUGCCAGGUUUCUACUUCCUACCGAACUUUCGGACCAGCUCGUCGGUUCAUUCCGAAACUUACUCAGCAUAUGCACUGCUUUGAACGUGUAUGACGAGAAGACGAUAGAGGAAGCACUCGACAUUCUAUCGGGUGCGACGGAUCAGUCGGACACUGUCUCGUUUGGCCUGGUGGAUCCCUCGCUGUUGCCAUUCUAUGCACUGCUGGCAGAGGGGCAGCCGUCUGCCUCGGUACGGCGUUUGCAGAGCAAGAUCGAGCGUAUUCAAACACGCAAACAAGCCAUCGAGACAAUCACGUUGGUUCAACGACUGAAGCGCACACGGAACUGGUCUGGUCUGGACGGUGACAAUGCUCGGCCGCUAUGCCAGAUACUGAUCUCAUGUGCAUUAGAUGACAGAUUGCACGAUGUACGAGGACAGGCGAUCGAUGCGCUCAUCGAGUUGUCAAAGUCUCCGCCAUCGUGCUCUUCGGUGCUACUAGAGCCAGAUCUUACAAAUGACCUACGCAAGCUCUUGUCGAAGUCGCGGGAUCAGCCCUCAUCCACUCUUUCCGAACGUAUAAUCACUUUGGAGCUUCAGAGGAGCAUGCAGAAUGGCAUCUCACGACUCGUUGAGCUGUCAAACAAGCGAUCCGACGGCGAGUGGGAUGAGGCAGAAGAGUAUGAGUCUACUGUUCGUGGUCUUGCACGGGCAUAUGAUCAGCAUAAAAAGGACGAAACACUUCUACGCACGCUGUACAAGUCGAUACUUGUCGUAGCCACUGGUAAUGAUCGUGGCCGGAGAUUGCUGGAGGCCUAUAUAGGCAAUACGUCCGAACUGCUUUCGAAAGCGGAGAACGAGCAUACUCAAGGUGCUGUAAGGGACGUAAUACGGCACCUGGAGACGUUGGCAGAUCGACUACUGCAGCAAUCGCCACCACCGAGCGCCUUGAUGUUUGCUCAACCGUCGCCGCGUCAACGACUGGACCAUUUACGGACGCUCUCAUCCUCUUCUUCGAGUUCUCCUGGCCGCGAUUUGGUGUUGGAGAGACUGGCACAAAAGCAACGGGUGGACGCCGAGGCGCUGUGCUGGCGGUUGCUCGCAAUCUGCCGGCUAGGCCUGAGUGAGUGGUCCGUCGAUGCCGCGUUGGAGCUAUUGGGCUCGUUAAUCAAAGGCUCCGAGGCUGUAUAUCUUUGCUUUGAGCAAGACGGACUUCGGCGUGCGUUGCGGGGAUUGGCUACCAACGGAGCUGCUUCAGGUCGGUGGAGAGAGCACAUGGGGCAAGCUGUCAGGCGUCUGGUUGUGUUGAUCGAGGGUGUAGAGCAGCUACGCUCAGAGCCCUCGUCUUCGUCGUCCGGUACGGCGUCGAGCACGCGCUAUACGAUGCCAGAGAUUAUUCCAAGCAGCGUCCUGGCUUCCGAAAAGGCAUCGUCAUCGACCCAAGCUGCUGGCGGUCAUGGCUAUCACCACUCGACGAGCUCUUCAGUAUCCUCGUCACCACGUACAACGUCUCUCAUCCACUCUCCCAGCGCUCCAUCAUCCACAGGUCUCCUCCCGAGCUCGCGCACACAUAGCAACUCGCCCAGGAUAAGACCAGGGCCUUUUGGACGAGCAGAAUCCUCCAUUCCCAGCCAAAGGACAAGCUUGUACUCUAACCCAAGCGCAACGGCAGCUGCACUUUCACCUCCACCGCCAGCACACUAUUUACGAGGCAGAGCGCGGCUUUCGCAAUCACAGGAAUCAGUCAGACAUCUAAGGAAGCGCUCAGAAAUCUUUACGAGGGCAAAUCAAACCCCAGGAGCUGCCGGUAGAGCCCAGGGAUCUACAAGCCGCUCGAGGAGUGUAGACCCAGAGGAGGGGUGUCUCCUAUUCACUGCUACUCCCACUCGACAUGAUCGCCAACGAUCCAGCUCCACAUCGGAAUGGCCACUGGCGUCCGUCGAACCGUCAUCUGCACCCGCCACGACCACCGCCAUCCAGGGACACCCUGCACCUGAUAACGAUGAAAUAAAUCAAUGGUCAUUUCUCCAGACGGAUCCCAUGGGGAAAGAGCCACCGCCACGACGGACACGACAUGCGCCCAAGGGCAGCCUAGAGAUCGCUGCGUCCGGAGGUCGAGGGAGCAUCGAUGUCAAGUUGAGCAAGUUGGAGAUAAGACCAAGAAUUCCCUCCAACAACUCGGAUUUAGUCACUCCAAAGGCGGGAGACUACUCAAGGCAAUGGAAAGAUUUACAUCAUGGUCCACCGUCAGAGACCGAAUCUCCUCUUUCGAGUACUUCCAAUCUCUCUGGAUAUUCAUCCAACGACUAUAGGCCAACUUCGAAACAAGGCGUGACUACAUCAUCUCCCCCUGCUCGCCAUGCGUUCUUACCGCCCAAUUCACCUCUGUCGACUCCGAUGUCGCCCGUAAUUCGCGCUCACCUGGAUGUGUGUUCGUACCCGGCGUCUGCCUGCAACUGUGCCGACCAGGAGUUACGCAGUUCUUUCCAAACUGCUGUUUCGCUACCAGGCACUUCUUUGCAAUCAUCCACCCCCUUAGCCCUCCCAACAAGCGGUCCAGCCGCAUUGUCCGAAGUGCAAAAACGCCGAAGAGCAUAUGCAUUUGAUCAAUUUGUCACCUAUUCAGAGGCGUUGCCUCGGCCAUUGCCGAUGCCUGUGCAACCGACUACCAGCUCAGUCAGCCAGACUGAUACUUUUGGCACUUCCAGUUCCACUGGAUUCAUAUCCUCAAAAGGCGGAUCUGGUUCGGGCUCUAGCGCCGAGGAAAGUCUAUCAGAGUCAGCCGAGUCUUCCUCUAUUCUAUCGCGCAUGGCGUCUGCCGCUAUGGACUACAAUGCAUAUCGCCAUAGCGGGUAUCAGACUCACAUGAGCCCUCAAGUAAAUGCACUUACUGCAUCCCCCACAUCUUCAGCAUCCUCACUCGCACCGUCGUCCUGGAAAAACGAAAGCAUGAAUGGUCACGUCGUACAGCCGUCGAGGUCUGUGCCAAACAUCUCCGCGGCCUCUUUGGCCAGUGAUAAGACGUCAUUCUCCCUAUUCAGAUCGCGCUCGGGAUUGUCUAUAUCCUUGACUUCAGGUACCCAGCCAAAAAUCAGGAAACGCGGCGCAUCCGUGUCUGCAUCUUUCUCUGCAUCAAACUCUGUGUCUUGGAUUGACACGAGUGUAGAGGAUGAAAGACAGGGGCGGAAUGGAUUUGAACUUGCCCAGGAUAAUGAGGGCCAGUUUGCCAUUACGCGUACAGUUUCGUGUGACGAUGAAGACGAGUACUAUGCGUACUCAGAGUGCCAUGCGUCUCACUGUCACCAUCAUGUGAUGGACGACGAGCCGACUAUCAACGAGCAAGGAGAUUCGGUGCUCAGCGAGCCCAAUACACUCAAGAAGGACCGAUCGAGACGGAAGAACCCGCAUGGUCUCCAAGGAUGGAAGGCUAAAUGCCCAUUAUGCAGGUUCAUGGCCAGUAUGAAAUCGAUCAUGGCACCCUCGACCCCUACCAAUCCCGCAACGACAGACAACGACCAUCCUAUAACAGCACCUGCGUACUCCACCACUGCUGAUAAGCUCUGA
This is a messenger RNA of Serendipita indica DSM 11827, 4698 nucleotides long. Lineage: Eukaryota; Fungi; Basidiomycota; Agaricomycetes; Sebacinales; Serendipitaceae. The record is from the annotation of a GenBank genome assembly.